This is a messenger RNA of Alternaria infectoria, 1428 nucleotides long. RefSeq lists its product as uncharacterized. The transcript has a single exon. Lineage: Eukaryota; Fungi; Ascomycota; Dothideomycetes; Pleosporales; Pleosporaceae. Bases 1 to 1428 code for a protein of 475 amino acids. The record is from RefSeq and is a predicted model, not a curated record.
AUGGCGCCUCCAAUAGGUACAACGACUAAGCUGCCCACUUCUAACCAAGGCCAUCUCCAGUCCUUGAUGGCCAAGGUCCGUAAAGAACUUCGACAACCAACCCAGAUAGAGAUCUCAUAUGCAAACAAUCUUACCCAGGCUAUCGAGAAGGAAGCUUGGAAAGAGUCUCGGGAAGUUCGCGACAGCAUUUUGGGCCUCGCUCAAGAAGCUCGGAGGAUGUUUGGCCUUCGACCGUUCGACAUGUCAUUAAACGUGGAGAAUGAAGCCGAUGGUAAGGAAAUGGUUCUGCGAAACGGCGGGAAGCGAUCAGCUUCCACGGCACCAACACCUAAUGCAUCAAAACGGCAACAGCGCGAGCCUAUUCGACCACCACCACCAUCUUCCGGGAAGAUAGAUCAGAAAUCUGAGGCUUUAGAUCAGUCCGGUCGUGUCCGUCACAUUAAAGAGGAAAACACCGUCACUAACUCCCAGAAUGGUCCACACGGUCAUGGCCAUUCUCAGUCGAUCGAGGCUCCAUUCGCCACUAGUUUCCUCACCAACAGUGCGCCAAUCUACAACCAAAACAUAAACAGCGGGUCUGGGCAGCAGAACAUCAAUGUGUAUGGCGUAUUCGAACCUCCGCCACCAUCAGCUACCGGCGCCGCGCCAACCGAGUACGAGAUGCCUACUGAGCCAGAGCAUCGCCUAAACCAAAACGCUGGACAGCAAAAGUUCUCGGUCAGUGAUACUGUUACCAACAAGACGGCCGGCGACGGUAAGUCAAGUGGUCACGGUCAGACGUUGAAGGGGCCACAUGGCAACACGCACAUGCGCAUGACUGCGCCAGUCUACAACCAAAAUAUCAACACCGGAAGUGGACAGCAGAACAUCGACGUCAUUGGAAAGAUGGACUUUGAGAAAAAGGAGCGGAAAGACCGAUCGCGUCAAGAUCAUGUAGUUGCAGUUGGGCAACCUGCAAACCCGCAGCCACAGUGGCGCGAAGAUCAGGGACCAGGUAAUCCACACUACGGUCGCGGUCCAUCUUACCGGCCGACUUCGCCUCAAGGCCUUGCAGUUGCGACCGGGCAGAACGCAAUUCCACUACCACAGCGACGCGACAACGAAGCACCUCAUAGUCCAUUUUAUCAACCAAGUUCGCCUCACUAUCGACCAACUUCACCUCAGUAUGGAUCAACUUCGCCUGAGUAUCGACCAACCUCGCCGCAGUACUCGUAUGGACCGAACUCGCUUCACCGUCGAUCUCGUUCACCUCGCCGCCGCGUCGCCCCACAUAGUGACAGUGGCGCUAUGGAUGAGUACCGGGAUCGUUCGUACGGGAGGCGUGAUGGUCUUCCAUAUGAGGAUGCUCCGUAUGAUUCAGAAGAUGAUUGGUCGAGACCAGGUGGUGUGGAUCGUUCUGGUCCAAGAACUCCGCGUCGCGAACGCUGA